AUGGACUUUACUUGGGAUAAGGUCAAAGUUCGUUUCAUAGAAGAAAUAUCUGUUGCUAUAUUAUGGUUUGAGGAUUAUGGAAAUGAAGAAUUUUUAUGGGGGAAAGAAUCGAGUCCACAGUGGUGUGAGUCCCCAAGAAUUAAUGUAAGUCUCGAUGAUCGUGUACUUCUUAGAAGCUCUUUCAUUGAUGCUAACUCAAAAGGGCAGUACGCAACUGAAACAACUGCGGAAGUCCGCUGUGGACCACAAAGACGUUUAAAACUUGAAGAGGGUGUAAUCCAUCCAUUAGAAAGCGUAUACUUACGUUGUACAAUGAAUAGUGCAGGAACCGGAGGAGUAUGGUUGUUGGCUGGUGGCGGUAGUACGUUGUUACAAAGUUCUCGACCAGUGUGCGUUUACGGAGAACCGACGUUCCAUCUGUGUGAAUUACCACGUCUAAUUCAUCGCGGACUGCGAGUGAUUACUACUAAAAAAUCAUACUUUUUCCAAAAUAAUGAUACAAUAAUCAUAAGUAAGAAUUUCUCUCAUGCCAGAAGGCAAGUUUUAGUUCGACAAAGUAUUUGCACUACUCAACAAGUUCCACAGUUUCUUAUUUACAAACGUAUUGAUUCUGAUUGCAAUGAAAAAUCUACAGUUUGCAAUUUUUUAAAUGAAUCACUUCCAUCAGGCACAAAGAUAUUAUACAAAAUAUCAACGAGUACUUCCAAAGUUACGAUUACGACAAUGCGUAUAAAUGAUACAUCCGCAAAAAGUGUUGUAAUAAUGCUCGUAUUAAUGUUAAUUUGCUUUUUUUUGUUGAUGGAACUUCGAUGCCGUGAUAAUAGCACACGUCUUGUUGGUCCUUCAUCUGUGGUUUGCUUAAAUUCAGAAUUUCAGCCUGGCUCAACUUGGUAUCCAGCAAAAUGGCCAAGUUGCAUUCCAAAAUCAAUUUGUCCAGAGCCUUCUAUACAAAAGGGCACUUACGUGUCUUCAGACGUGUUAAAUACAACUUUUCGACACGGUACUCGAAUACGGUUUGAAUGUAAUAAUAACUUUAUGAUUCGUGGUAGCGAAGUAAUUGAAUGUCUAAAAUCAGGCUUGUGGAAUGAUUCUUUUCCUGAAUGCUUUGCAGUUGGUCCAUAUUGUUUUUCAUCUUAUCUUGAAUUUUUUCUGUUUUAUACCAAUUUCACCUCUUAA
Molecule: messenger RNA, 1176 nt
Organism: Thelazia callipaeda (thelaziosis nematode)
Lineage: Eukaryota; Metazoa; Nematoda; Chromadorea; Rhabditida; Thelaziidae
Source: the annotation of a GenBank genome assembly